AUGCACAUCUGGCAUGAUUCGCAUGAAGGUCUCCGGGAUUCCUACGGGUUUAGCAUGAUGACGUACCACCGAAAUACCCCUAUUGAGGUGAAGGCUACUCUUGAUGCAAAACAACGUCGCUUGGAUGAGAUGAGUUUCAUUCGGACUGUGCUGCGAGAUGAACUGCGUGAGCAGUACCACAAGCACGGGGAGUCUGGGGGACGGCAAUUCGAAGAAGCCUUGACUGGCCAAAUGAAAAAGCAUGGAUAUCUUGCACCCGACAAAUCACUGGACGACCUGGAAUUAUGGAAUGAUCUUGCCGGACUGUUUGAAUAUGAUACGGACGACUAUCCAGAGUAUCCUGAUGAGAAGGAUUUUGACCGGGAUUACCCGGGGGAGGAGGAUGUUGAUCAUGAGUAUGCUGGGGAAGAAUACUUUGAUUAA
This is a messenger RNA of Penicillium antarcticum, 423 nucleotides long. RefSeq lists its product as uncharacterized. The record is from RefSeq and is a predicted model, not a curated record. Lineage: Eukaryota; Fungi; Ascomycota; Eurotiomycetes; Eurotiales; Aspergillaceae. Bases 1 to 423 code for a protein of 140 amino acids. The transcript has a single exon.